AACCCUCUUCAAAACGCCGACCAAACUCUGUAGAGUGGAUUCCAUAGUUAAACACUCACCUCUUUUCUUGGCCGUUUCUUAUUCACAAUAGUAAUUAUUGUUCAGUUAAUCAGACUAGCUUGUCUGUAGUAAAAGCGAUAACGACACAUUCAAGUUGCAAGCCAGUCCAUAAAGAUGUGUGCUUUACGUUAUUCGUCGUCUUGGCCUACCAAAGCCUAUGUAAACGGCCAGUGGUACGAUGCCAAAUCGGGUAAAACUUUUGACGUAAUCAAUCCGGCCACUGGAAAAGCUAUCGCCACAGUGCCAGAUUUGGAUGCGUCCGACGUGCAAGUGGCUAUAAAUGCUGCAAAUGACGCUUUCAAAACUUGGAAGAAAACAACGGCCAAAGAAAGAAGCGACUUGCUCAGAAACUGGUACAAUAUUUUGGUAGACAACAAAGAGUAUUUAGCCGAAAUUGUCACGGCUGAGGCGGGUAAACCGUUAGCAGAAUCGUUGGGCGAGGUGGCUUAUGGUAACUCGUUUGUCGAAUGGUUUUCGGAAGAAGCGAGACGGAACUACGGUGAGUAUGUUCCGAGUCCGAUUAAAAGUAAAGAAAUUCUUAUGAUCCGCCAGCCGUUAGGACCGGUAGGCCUUAUUACACCUUGGAAUUUUCCAAUAGCUAUGAUUACUCGGAAAGCUUCAGCCGCUCUCGCAGCAGGUUGUACUUGUGUGAUAAAACCGGCAGAAAAUACUCCAAUUAUGGCGUUAGUGUUGGCCAAGUUUGCCGAAGAUGCCGGUAUACCUAAAGGAGUAAUAAACGUUGUGACAGCGUCCCGAGCAAAUACGCCCCAAGUCGGACAGUUAUUAUGUGAAAGUCCGGAUAUUUAUGGAAUAUCGUUUACCGGUUCAACAGAAGUUGGUAAAUUAUUAUAUAAACAAUGCAGUAGUACAGUGAAACGCAUUGGCCUGGAACUUGGCGGAAAUGCACCUUUUAUAGUAUUUGAAGGUGCCGAUGUUGAUAAAGCCGUAGCCGGUGCAAUGGCCUCGAAGUUUAGAAAUUGUGGACAAACGUGUGUAAGUGCUAACAGAUUCAUUAUUCAAAACAAAAUAUUUCCGGAAUUCGUUACUAAACUCCAAUCGGCUAUGGAAAAAUUAGUAAUCGGUAACGGUAAAGACAGUGGUGUUAACAUGGGGCCGUUGAUUAAUAUGAGUCAAGUAGAGAAAGUAGAUAGAAUUGUCAACGAUGCCAAGAGCAAAGGCGCAACAAUCGUAAUGGGUGGAAACCGAGCACAGACUUUUGGAGAAAGAUUCUAUGAACCAACAUUAAUUACCGACGUUAAAGAAAACAUGGCGUGUUAUGUCGAAGAAAUUUUCGGACCCGUUGCGGUGUGUAUUGGAUUUGAUACAGAGGAAGAGGGUUUGAAAAUCGCUAAUAGUACAAACAGAGGUUUGGCCGGAUACUUUUACUCAAAUGAUUUAUCCCAAGUCUGGCGGGUAACUAAAGCCCUCGAAGUAGGUAUGGUCGGUGUUAACGAAGGCAUUAUAUCAUCGACCGAAGCAGCUUUUGGAGGUGUCAAAGAGUCUGGUCUAGGACGAGAGGGUUCAAGUCAUGGCAUGGAAGAAUACACAGAAAUCAAAUAUGUAUGUUUUGGAAACAUUCAGCAAGAAUAAAUACAAUGUUUGUUUCAACAAUCAAUAUUUGUCUUCCAUUAGAGAAAUUUAACGUCUUCCUUUAAAUUUAAGUCUUAAAUGAUAACUUUAUUAGUGUUACCUACUACUUUAAUUAUAUAUUAUAAUUUAUGUAUUGUUAUUGUAACCAAAUUUAUGAAUUAAAAUAUAAAAAUUUAUGAAUAUUAAUA
This is a messenger RNA of Adelges cooleyi (spruce gall adelgid), 1838 nucleotides long. It is a transcript of the gene Ssadh, whose product is annotated as succinate-semialdehyde dehydrogenase, mitochondrial. The record is from RefSeq and is a predicted model, not a curated record. Gene Ontology annotation, biological process: GABA catabolic process. The coding region runs from base 175 to 1650 and encodes 491 amino acids. The transcript has 2 exons. NCBI's taxonomy places the organism in Eukaryota, Metazoa, Arthropoda, Insecta, Hemiptera, Adelgidae. Gene Ontology annotation, molecular function: succinate-semialdehyde dehydrogenase (NAD+) activity.